Molecule: messenger RNA, 468 nt
Organism: Lactuca saligna
Lineage: Eukaryota; Viridiplantae; Streptophyta; Magnoliopsida; Asterales; Asteraceae
Source: the annotation of a GenBank genome assembly
AUGGAAAAAUGUAAUCUGAAUUCAUUGUAUUUAAUUAGAAGAGAUACUGAUUUAAGUAGCAUUGACUGGUGCGAUUUCAUUGUCGAUUGGUUGAUAAGAAUGAAGAAGGUUUGCAACCCAGAGAAAGAAUCUUCUUUCUUUUAUGGACCAGCAGCAUACAUUAUGGAAGAAUCGGGUGGUGAUAAGGAUGAAUCUGAUGGUGCAGAGGAUUUAUGUGAUGAGGAUGAAGAAGAUUGUGAUGUAAAUAAAGUUAGUGUUGUGGAGGUGUAUGAAAAUAAAAUUUCAUAUAUGUAUCAGAAGAUGGAGGAUUUGAAAAGGGAUCUUGUUGUAAAGAUAGAUGAGGGAGUGUUGAAAUUUCCUCAAAGUCAAAAUUUGAAAAUUUGGAAAUUAUUAUUUCCUGUUGAAGAUUUAAGCAGAAAACUUUUGAUUUCCAUUAUGUUUUACAACAAAGUAAAGAACCGAUAUUGA